Messenger RNA from Durusdinium trenchii, 2616 nucleotides. NCBI's taxonomy places the organism in Eukaryota, Dinophyceae, Suessiales, Symbiodiniaceae. The record is from the annotation of a GenBank genome assembly.
AUGAAGGAGAAACAAAGGGCUUGGUUGCUAGAUGGUCUCCGGGCCAUGGGUGCUCCUUUGGUUUUUGCUACGAUUGUGAGCCUCCUCUUCCAGGUCCCAGGACUUGACUGGUCCCAGCCGCUGCAACACUUCGAGUGCUUCAGCGGUGACAUGGAAGUGACCAAAGCGGAGUGGGCUGCUGAUCGGCAUGCAAUGCCGUUUGAUGUGAGAUUGGAUUCGGAGAGGAUGGACCUACUCUCCACGCAGGGCUUUGCGAACGCUCUCCACUGCGUAUGCAAUUUGCGCCCAGGUUCAGGCCAUCUCACGGCUCCGGUUUGCUCCACUUUCGUGUUCAUGAGUCGCGGCUCCACGUUGAGAUCAGCAUUGAAGCCUUUGGGCCGGAGGGACUCCAAGGCAUGCCAAGAUGGCAAUCUUUUGGCCGCGCGAGCUUUGGUGCUUGUGGUGCUGGCGGCGGCAAAGGCGGUGUUUUGGGUGCUAGAACAACCCAUGACGUCAUGCAUGGAGUGGCAUCCACUUUUCCAAAAGGUCAUCAGGAUGACUGGGAUGCAAAAGCUGCUGGUCACAAUGGGCAAGUUUGGUGCACCAACACCAAAAAAGACUCUUUUGUACACCAGUCAUGGUUGCUUGGCUGACAUCACCGAGUAUGAGAUUGAGCCCGACUAUAGUGACAACAAGGAAAUGGUGGUUCGCUAUACCAACGCCAAAGGAGGCGCCUCGAAAUCAUCUGAAGGCCUUCAACUUCACCUGCCAGAAGGCGGAGAGAGGGAAAGAGGGCGACCGAAAGAAAGGUCAGUCAAGGUGGAUCCAGUGCCCACCAAGAUCCCUGACAAGAAGCAGAAAGUGAAGAAGGAGAAAAAGGAAAAGGAUAAGAAAGAGGAGAAAAGUGAUAAGAAGCGUGAGGGAAGCAAGAAAAGGGUGGCCGCAGAAGCCCAGGAGGCCCAGGAGAAAGAAGUGGCCAAGUUGAAGGAAGUGCAGGAGAAGGCUGGAGAAAAGAAAGAAGCGAAGGGUGAAGGCAAGAGGGAAAAGAGGGAUAAGAAGGGUAAGAAGGAAAAGAAAGACAAGAAAGACAAGAAGGAAAAGAAGAAGGGAACAAAGAAGAACGUGAAGAAAGAGUCAAAGAAAAGGAGGUCGGAUGAGAAGAGUGAUGCGAAAAGAAUCAAGUACGUACCAUGUGUGAAAGAGAAGAUAGAGCACAUCUUCGAUGACAAGGGUGACUCGAGGGCUGAUGAAGGGUGCAGUGAGGCGACUACAAGAAGCAGCUCACGUGUCCGAAGCACGACGAGCAUGUCGUCCAAAGAGAAGGCUGAGCAAAAGCUCAGAGAGUUGACUGCUAUCAUGGGUGAUUCCGACCACGACGAGAGUGAGGAGGUGACUGAUGAGGAGGAGCUCUUGGCGAUGGGAGACGAGGUCAACGCAGAAGGCGCAGAAGAAGAAGACAGCGAUGAAGGAGAAGCAGAUUCAGAAACCGAAGAAGAAGAAGCAGAAGAGAUGGGAAGCGAGGAGGAGGAGGAUAAGGAGGAGGAUGAGGGCAACAGCAGUGAAGAAUCCGGGGAUGAGGCGGAGGAUGACGAUGAGGGUGAAACUUCGGGAGAAUCGGAGGAAGAAAAGGAUGACAACAAAGAAGAGAAGGAACGUGAGCAGGAGGAGAAGAAGAAGUUGGAGCACGCUUUGGUCCCAGUGGUCAAAACGUCUCAAGAGAGCGUUCAAGUUAUGAGGAACUCAAUGACUAACAAAAAAGAGUGGGACACCUUCACCAGACAGGCAAAGACCAAGAUGCCCAUCGCGCUCAAUGACACCUAUCAGGCUUCGAAAACUGAACUCUUCAACAUGUGGCUCGACUCGAAUUACAGCUGGUCUGCCUGCGCUUUAGCAGUAGAACGAAAGCAUCAGGAGAGCAACACUGCAAAGAAGGGAUGGAAGGCAAUACAGGGGAAAGAGCUCAAGAAUCGCUACACUGCUGAGAAGUGGGAGCAGGUAAAGAAAAAGAGACUCGAGCAAGGGCUCUAUUACAAGGACGAUGACUUCCCAGACGACGAUGAUGAAACUUGGUACUUUGUCAAAGAAGGAGAAAGUGUCUCGAACAAGGUGGAAGUACAAGAGUCCAUGACGUUGGCCGCUCGACUGGACAUGGACGAGAACAUGAGACAAGCCAUUACCAAUGAAGAGAAUGGACUCAUGAAGGUUGGUGCUUUGCCAAAAGUCAGUGUGGCCAGCACUUCUGGCAACAAAGCCUUGAUGGAAGCGAUCGGGGACAAGGUGAGCGCCCCUGCAAAGAGAAAGCCCAAGAAAGAGGAGGAGAAACCGGAGAGUGUCACCCCAUUAACUUGGGUUGGCAAGGGGAAGAGCACCUUACCUGAAGUCUUGAAAGCGGCGGCUGACUGUCGCACUGCGUCCUUGAAGCUUGCUGGGAUGGAGUACGCCCAAGAGUUGGCUGGAAACCUUUUGAAGCAGGCUGAGGAACUGGAGAAGCACUACAAACUCCUGGCAAAGCACGUCAACAAUGAGUCCGAGAAGGAUGUCAAGCUAGUGUUGGGAACGACUUCAACCCGCUUGGCUGCAGUGGAGCAAGCGCAGGCUUGGCAUUCGUUUGUGAGAUGUUGUAGUGAAAUCUUCUGA